CCGAAUUGGAUUCGAUUUAUGAUGAACUUGAAUACACUGAUUCACAGUUCACACUCGCACAUCACGUAGUGGAGUUAGAUUGAUUUCGAAGCGCAUGUAGCUUUGCUGAAUCCCAUUUAGAGAGAUAAAUAUAUAUAGCGAGGAGGAGGAGGAGGAGGAGGAGGAAAAGGAGAAAAAAUGGCGGUGAGAACUGGGGUUGUGAAGGCAGUUAUCGGUUUAAUGGCGAUUUGCUUGGCAGCAUAUAUAGUAGGGCCGCCUCUGUAUUGGCACUUGAUGGAGGGAUUGGCAUCUGCUUCAGCUACUUGCCCUUCUUGUAACUGCGAUUGUGAUGAUUUGCCCGUUCUCUCAAUACCUCAAGGACUUCAUAAUGCUUCCUUUGCAGAUUGCGCGAAGCACGAUCCAGAUGUGAGUGAGGACACACAGAAGAAUUUUGCAGAGCUACUAUCGGAGGAGUUAAAGUUGCGAGAAACAGAAGCUCAGGAGAAUCAGCAGCAUGCUGACAUGGCACUGCUUGAAGCGAAGAAGAUGACGUCCCAGUACCAGAAAGAGGCCGACAAGUGCAACUCUGGAAUGGAGACGUGCGAGGAGGCAAGGGAAAAGGCUGAAGCAGCUUUAUUAGCGCAGAAACAGGUGACAGCAAUGUGGGAGCAAAGGGCACGCCAAAAAGGUUGGAAGGAAGGAAACGGCAGGGCUCAGUCCUAGCUGUAUUAUCUCACGCAGUCUGUAAGAAAUACCCAAACAUUGUCAUAUAUAGUUUCUUCCAGUCAGUUAAGCGGGCAUGGUUCUCUGCUUGAAGGGCAUCACAAGCUCCGAAUACCUGGUGUUUUUUGCUGAAAGCAAGCAUCAGCUCUUUCAAGUCUGAAAAAUAUUAUAUCUUCUUCAUGUAGAGGUAACAUUGUCACCAUUAUUGUUGUUACUAUUAUUUAUCAAACUUCCUUCUUCGCAAUAUUUCAUAAUGUUACAUACAUAGUUCUGUCGAGGGGAACAGUUUGCUUUAGGUUGAAGCAGAUAUGGUUCUUAUAUUGUUUAUUGAUUGAUCUUAGAAAUCCAAGAAAUGUUUCAGAGCUUAGUGAUUGUGUACUGUUAAUACUUUAUAUUGAGUAUUGAGAAUAUUAAUCAUUGUGUUCUUUUAA
This is a messenger RNA of Salvia splendens (bonfire salvia), 1133 nucleotides long. RefSeq lists its product as uncharacterized. NCBI's taxonomy places the organism in Eukaryota, Viridiplantae, Streptophyta, Magnoliopsida, Lamiales, Lamiaceae. The transcript has 3 exons. Bases 178 to 702 code for a protein of 174 amino acids. The record is from RefSeq and is a predicted model, not a curated record.